AGCCGGCAGCCGCGAGCGCGCGCUCGACCGUUGGAGUGCGCGUCCCCGCGGCCGUGCCUCUGCCUCAGCGCCCCCCCCACCUCCCCCCCCCCGCCUCCAGCACCACGGCCCCUCACAGGCAGCCCGCCCGACCCGGGACGAGCCUUUCGGAGCCGAGCCCCGCCGCGGUGAAGUUUCCUCAGGAGCCCCCUCCCUCCCCCCACACCAUCAGCUCGCUGCCUGCGCCGCCGAAAUAAUGUAGUGGAAAUGAUAGCCGAGCCCAACGCAGCCAGCAGCCUUCCCAGCCAAAAAGAGAAUGCUGUCCGUGAUGAGACUGUGCCUGAGUCUGCAGUGCAGAACAGUGGAGGUGUGAGAAAUGGCAACCUGAAAACAACAAGAGAGAAACGGAAGGUCCGAGAACAGAGUGAAAAUAUAAGGAGAAAUUCUUCCAACAGUAGAAGAGUGAGACGGCUGCAGAAUGGAGCAGUGGUUGAGGCGGUUACAUUGUUUGAAGUGGUUAUCAUGGGGAAGCGGGCCAUGCAGUCUGUGGUAGAUGACUGGGUUGAAGCUUAUAAACAAGACAGGAAUGUGGCACUUCUAGAUCUGAUCAACUUCUUCAUUCAGUGCUCAGGCUGCCAAGGCAUGGUAACAGCAGAAAUGUUUCAAAGUACACACAAGAAUGAUGUAAUGCAAAAAAUGACAGAGACCUUCGAUGAGGAAUCUGGGUUGCAAUACAAGAGAUUCAUGGCCUUUCCUUGGAUCCUGACAGUUACUUGGCCAGUGGACAUGGACGGUGAAGACUACCCACUGACCAGAACAGGAUCCUAUUGGAAGAAGUUCAGGGCCAAUUUCUGUGAAUUCAUUGCAGUGCUGGUCCAACAGUGCCAGUGCAGCAUCCUGUAUGAUAGCUACCUGAUGGAUGCUAUCAUCUCACUGCUUACGGGCUUAGCGGACUCCAUGAUCAGAGCAUUUAGACACACAAGCACUUUGGCAGCAAUGAAACUUCUGACAGCAGUUGUAGGCGUACAUCUGAACCUUGAUGUCAACAAGCACAAUGCUCAAAGAUUAUAUGAGGUGGAGAAGAACAGAAUAAGUGGCAAGAAGACCAAUUACAGACUUGACCAGCUAGAGAGAAAAAGGAAAGAGUAUGAGCAGAAGCUCUUGGAGAUACAGAACAUGAUGAAUGCUAUUUUCAAAGGGACGUUUCUAAGCCGCUAUCGUGAUGUGAUCCCUGAGAUCCGAGCUACUUGUAUGGAAGAAAUUGGCAGCUUGAUUAACACAUACCCAGAUACAUAUUUAAAUGAUAGCUACUUAAAAUACAUUGGGUGGAUGCUGUAUGAUAAGCAACCUGAAGUGCGGUUGAAAUGUCUUCUGGGACUGCAGGGAAUUUAUAGCAGAAGAGAACUUGUUUACAAGAUGGAUCUCUUUACGAGCAGAUUCAAGGAUCGAAUUGUGUCCAUGCCUCUGGACAAGGACCAUGAAGUAGCAGUUCAAGCCAUGAAACUCUUGAUGCUUAUGUCACAGAACUACGAGGAUGUGUUAUCAGAUGAAGACUGUGAAACCUUAUACCGGCUAGUUUAUACCACACACCGUCCACUUGCAGUAGCAGCUGGGGAAUUCCUUUAUAAUAGGCUGCUUAGUUAUGAGGGAGACGAAGAAGUUCUGCCCAAAGAAGGAGGGAAUGCUGGGACAAAUGCUCACCAGUUGAAAAGAUUAAUACAGUUUUUCCUGGACAGCGAGGUGCACAAACAUGUUGCAUACCUCGUAGACAGCUUGUGGGACUGGGCUGGCACAUUCCUGAAGGACUGGGAGUGCAUGACCACACUUCUAUUAAAAAAUGAUGGAGGAGAUAGAGAAGCACUGAACGAUGCCCAAAAAAGUGCUCUCACUGAAAUUAUCCUCGCGACGGUUAGAGAAGCAGCUGAAGGUCAUCCUCCAGCCGGCAGAGGUGCAGCCAAAAAAAUUCUGUCAGUAAAAGAGAAGAAAAUACAAUCGGAAGAUUGUACCAAAAUUACUGAACAUUUUAUUAUGGUGCUUCCUCAGCUCUUGGCAAAGUAUUCAACAGAUGCACAAAAAGUGGCAAAUCUUCUGCAGAUUCCACAAUAUUAUGAUUUAGAUGUUUACAGUACGGGACAUCUAGAGAAGCAUUUGGAUGCUUUGCUGAAAGAGGUAAAAGACAUUGUGGUCAAACACUCUGACAUAUCUGUCCUUGAGGCAUCCUCCAGGACUUAUUAUAUCCUCUGCAGUGAAGAAAUUGCCAUCUACAAUCAGGUGGAUCGCGCCCGAACUCAGCUGAUAGAUGAGUUGGCGGGACAGCUUAACCAGCUACUGGAUGGCUUCUGGCAAAAGCAAAGAGGAUUUUGCACGGAUGCAAGAGAGGUUGCCCGGAUGUGCGCUGCUUUGAGAAGAAUAGCAGCUUUUCACAAUGCCCAUGAUCUCACCAAGUGGAAGCUGUAUGACAAGACUUUACGGUUGCUGUUGUUUGAAAUACAACAUGGGUGUUUGUCCGUUCUGGUGAUCCUGCCAGCUCUCCAGUGCACAUAUUUUUCUCUCCUGUGGCAAGUAGCUGCAGCUGCAGAAAAUUCUUCCAAGGGCGCUCUUUUGGCAUUAAGAAGAGAACUGAGGCGUUUCAGUGAGAUUUGCAUGUACUUCCUCACCCAUAAGGAAAAAGACGUGAGAGAAAAGGCCUUCGUGAUACUCUGUGACUGGCUGCUGAUUUUGAGUCAUCAAGAUUCAAAUAAUAAUGAAGAAGAAGUGGGAUUUCUGGAUUACCUUCCCAGCACUUCCCUUCAGGAAAAACUGCUUUUGUUUGUCCAAGAACAUAUUUUUGUGGAGGAGAAAGAGGAAAGCAAAGACCUGACAAAAGAGGAGGAGAGAAAAGACGAAAACUACAAACUUGACGACUUGCACAAAAAGCGGAGUCUUCUUGCAGCAUAUUGCAAGUUAAUAGUGUUUAAUGUGGUGGAGACGACUGCAGCUGCUGAGAUCUAUAAGCAUUAUGUGAAGGCUUACAACGAUUUUGGGGAUAUAAUUAAAGAAACUCUAAGCAGGACGAGGCACAAUAACAGAAUUGAGAGUGCCAGGGCGCUGAUUCUCUGUCUGCAGCAGCUGUUUCAGACGUGUGCAGAAAGCCAAGACAGCAGUACUGGUGUGGACUUGGCAUCUGCUUCCUUCACAAACAUGAAAGAACUGGCUCGUCGGUUUUCGCUAACGUUUGGCUGGGACCAGGUGAAAUCUAGAGAAUCUGUAGCCAUGAUACACAAGGAAGGGAUCGAAUUUGCCUUUCAAGGAGCUACUGGAACAGACGGAAAGAGCUUUCCUCCUAAUUUAAGCUUUCUGUUAAUCAUCAGUGAAUUUUCCUAUAAGCUGCUAAAGCCUGACAAAAAAAUAGUGUAUGCUUACUUACAGAGGUAUGCAGUAGAGCCGCUGCCUUACAGCCGAGACGAGUGGCAGCCGUUGAUCUGGUACAAAAACUCCUUACUGGCCAACGAAGAUGAGGAGAGCUCUGUCCUCGGCAGCUUAGGGGAAUGGUCCCAAGUGGGCACCUCUAAGGCAUCUUCUUGCAAAAGGAAAUUGUCGAAUGGGUCUUUGCCUGAAGCCAGCCCUGCUGAAGCAGCAAGCCAAGAUUCAGCCUUACAGCCUGCUUCCCAGCUCGCCUCCGCAGCAGGGAAGAGCAGAAAGAGGCUGAAAUCUCGAGAGACGAACUCGCAGGAGCAUGUGCCACUCCCUUGUCCCGGCGGGCUGCAGCAAAGCGAAAGUGAGAUUGAGACAGAUGUCUCGAUGAAGCGACAAGUGGGAGAUAAAAGUGAAGAUGCCGAUGUUGAUGUGAUUGAUGCAGACCAGAAGAGUUAAGGUGACAAUGAGGGGAUAAAUGGAAGUGAAGAACACGCUACUACUGCUUUCUGCCAAUUGCUGAAGUGAACAGUGCGGUUGUGACGGCAUCAACCAAGGCAGCAGGAGAUGCACAGCUCAAGGCAAGUCUCCCCCUGUAGGCAUCCACCCAGUACCAGCUCCUAGCACCGUGGGUGAUUUCUCCGCUCUGCUGCUCGUCAGUAUCACUGCUUUGGCUGGUGGCGUGCUUCUGAGGUGUGGGAGCAGCGACCAUCAUUGCUGCACUUCAUCCUGGACUUCAGUGCCCUUGUGGAUAAACUCCCAACCCAAGGAUCGCAGGCAGGGUACUGACAAACACUCAGCGACUCUGUGAACUGGAUGAGACAGAGACGAGGGUGCUUAGCUCAGAGCAGCGCCCUGCUGGGUGUGAGAGGCCCGAGACGGCGAUGCGCUCGUGCCCUCGCACCCCGUCACAGCGCAAGGAGCCUGGCCCGGCUGUGGACAGGGCCCUGCUGGGUGGUGGAUGGCAAGGGACGUGGCAGGGCUGCUCGCUUCCUGUCUGUAAGGUGCAAAUCGCGGCUCACAGCGCCUGAAAGCAUUUCUGAACGCCAGCGCUCACAGAAACACGGCUGGUUGCCUGUGGGGAUCAGGACACAGUCCCGGGAGACUUGCAGCAACAACACAACAGUGGACCAGUUGACUCAGUAUUUUCCUCUGGAAUAAAUCCAUCAUGCACAGCAAGCACGUAGUAGUUACUGGGGAUAUCAAAAGCUUGAAAAGACAAUGUAAAUAGACUGUAAAUACAGCCCUUCAGAAGCAGUCUUUCCAUGACAGGUUUGGAAACGUUCUUCACUCGAGUGCUUUGUUACUGCUCCAUGGAAUUGUACACUGCAUUAAUCCUAAAAGCUUUUUUAAAAUUUUAAUCUAUGUAUAUAUUUUGGAUCAUGACUGUAAAAUAAACUGUAUAACCGUUGCUGUC
Molecule: messenger RNA, 4789 nt
Organism: Anas platyrhynchos (mallard)
Lineage: Eukaryota; Metazoa; Chordata; Aves; Anseriformes; Anatidae
Product: cohesin subunit SA-2
Biological process (GO): sister chromatid cohesion
Cellular component (GO): cohesin complex; chromatin; nucleus
Molecular function (GO): chromatin binding
Source: RefSeq, a predicted model, not a curated record